This is a messenger RNA of Lathyrus sativus (Indian pea), 258 nucleotides long. Lineage: Eukaryota; Viridiplantae; Streptophyta; Magnoliopsida; Fabales; Fabaceae. The record is from the annotation of a GenBank genome assembly.
AUGUUCGAAAGUGACUCCCAAAUUGUUGUUCAAGCCAUCCAUUCCAAUCAUAUAGGUGGUUAUGAGCUUUAUCUUAUUAUUAGUUCUAUAAAAGUUUUGUUGAGUGUUAAUUAUAACUUUGAGGUUAAACUUAUUAGCCAUCAAGCGAAUAUGGUUGCCUAUUAUCUUGCUAGGGAGGCCAAUUCUUGGCCUAAACGCAUUUCUUUAAAUUUAGCUCCUUCUUGUAUCAAACAUUUUCUGAUUAUUGAUAUUCAUUGA